Molecule: messenger RNA, 1035 nt
Organism: Arachis duranensis
Lineage: Eukaryota; Viridiplantae; Streptophyta; Magnoliopsida; Fabales; Fabaceae
Product: protein Dr1 homolog
Exons: 6
Coding region: 209-679 (156 amino acids)
Molecular function (GO): protein heterodimerization activity
Source: RefSeq, a predicted model, not a curated record
AACUGGUUCUCUUAUCCUGUGAAACCACCAUCAUAAAUUCAUAUCAUCGCUCUUCAGCCAUGUCCUCCUUCCUCCACCAUCUCUUCGUCUCCGUCUUCGUAUUCGCCUUCCUCAAUCUCCGAUCUGAAUUCGGCUGAGUCGGCUUGCUCGAUCGCUACCCUCACUUGUCAGAUUCGCUUCCGAUUCAACCCGGUAAAUCGGUUGAACAAUGGAGCCUAUGGACAUCGUCGGCAAAUCGAAGGAAGACGCUUCGCUUCCUAAAGCAACAAUGACAAAAAUUAUUAAAGAGAUGUUACCUCCAGAUGUACGUGUUGCAAGAGACGCACAAGAUCUAUUGAUCGAGUGUUGUGUAGAAUUUAUAAACCUUGUUUCGUCGGAGUCCAAUGAAGUCUGUAGCAGAGAGGAAAAACGGACUAUUGCACCUGAGCAUGUACUGAAGGCUUUAGAGGUCCUCGGCUUUGGCGAGUACAUUGAAGAAGUCUAUGCAGCAUAUGAACAGCACAAGCUGGAGACCAUGGACUCUUUAAAAGGUGGUGGUAAGUGGAGCAAUGGAGCUGAGAUGACCGAAGAAGAAGCAUUAGCAGAGCAGCAACGGAUGUUUGCAGAGGCGCGAGCCAGGAUGAAUGGCGGGGCUAUUGCUUCCAAGCAACCAGAAGCUGACCAAAGUUUAGAUAGCUAACUCUAGGACCUCGUGUUUUCUCGAAGCGUGGGCAAAGGCAUCUCUGACAUCUUUUCCUGCCCUUCUAAUUAGCUCUGUUGUGUACAAAAGCCACUCACUAGUUUGCUGGCCUAUGUGGAUGUGCUCUCCAUUUGUAUUCUAUCCUUUUAUGAAUCCAUAUUUGUAAGUCAAUGUAAUUAGUGAGAGUUCGUGAAAACCCUCCACUAUUUAGAGUUACGUGUAAGUAUUUAAUCUGCAUUUUGUGUCUUCUACACACUAACAGCUCGUAGCUUGAAGCUGACGGUAGCGACUAUAUUAGAUUGUAAAAGUUAUUGAUGAAUAUGUAGAAGCAAUGGUAUUCUGUUUAUUUCUGUUAA